This is a messenger RNA of Paraglomus occultum, 1350 nucleotides long. NCBI's taxonomy places the organism in Eukaryota, Fungi, Glomeromycota, Glomeromycetes, Paraglomerales, Paraglomeraceae. The record is from the annotation of a GenBank genome assembly.
AUGUCAGAGAACCCUUUCUCUUUGGAAGCUCUACUAGAUUCUCUCCGCAUACCUGCUUACUUCCACCUCAAUGCCCAAGCGUCUGACGACGAUUUUGCUAGUGCUUUCAAAGCUCAGGCUGAAUUAGCCCUUGCUGCUCUCAGGCAAUUAGUUAGACGAGAAGAGCAACUAAGCGAUGAGUUAAUUGGGGACUGCUUGUGGACUUGUAUUUUGUAUCUGGGAGAAGAGCCUUGGUCGAACGCGUCUUUGAAAGAGCUAGCUCAUGGCGUGAUCACUAGUUUACAUGAAGCACAACCAAGGUUUCGCGAUGUAGAAACCCUGGUCGAGACGUUUGUUCUUAAUAUAAUGAACAAACAUAUAAAGCCAGCAUUUAUGCGCUAUUCGUCCGAGAUAAAUGUUGGAAAUGGGAAAUUAAAGACAUCCAUAAGAACAACCACGAGACCAUCCAUGGCGCGCAAAUACGAGUUGCCUGCUGACGAUACUUCUUGGAGAGUUGAUAUUGAGCCUGCUGCACGUGUGAUAGAGUGGAUGGUGUGUCGAAUGAGGCCCCCAGCAAUCAACAAUAUGAUACAGUUUCUUAUUCCACCAACGUUAACAUUACUCGACAACUUUGAUGUCACACUAAAGACUCGUGGGAUAACAAUAUUGGAUCAGAUUCUGCGGAAAGUAAACCCGACAAUAAUCCAAAGAACAGGACUGGGAAACGUUUUUUACGAGGCCAUAUCAGCAUGCUUGAUGUAUCAGAGUGAGGUAUCCCACGCACAGUUUCUGCGUACAAGCUAUUCCGCCAUGCUCAACCUUGUCUCGGUAGCCGAGUCCAAGGGUUCAGAGGCAUGGUUUAGCAAGUAUGAGAAACUAUUGAGAUCGCAUGUGUUGAGAGGAUUAAUAAUGGUCGGAGAUAUCAUAGCUAUAAGACGGGUCUUGCUUGAGCAGAUUCCGGUUCUUGUCAAAUAUUUGGGCAUUGUGGCUGUGAAAUAUUUAAAGGAACUUGUGAAUGUACAAUGUGAGACAUUAGAGAUUCCUCUGGAUAUUCCUAGCAACGACGAAAUAGUUAAGAUGCAUCUUCAUGCAGCAGAGGGGCUCCAAACGACAAUCCGCAUAUGUUGGCCAAGGAUCCCUCCCUACGAAGGUAAGAUAUUGAAAGCAGUAGUGACAUCAUGGAAAGAGCUUUAUCAUUUCGAAGCAGAUAGAGAUGUGUCGAUAACAAUUGACGAUUUGAAGAGUAAGCUACGCAACAUUUGCAAGCUUUUGAAGUUAACGUGUACUGCUAGUACCACGAUUACAAAGGACUUUGACGCAUUGAGAAGGUUAGAUGAGAAUGUCUUUGGUCCCUUGCUGGAUGGAAUAUAA